Saccostrea echinata is the source of this 1914-nucleotide messenger RNA. Its product is annotated as acyl-CoA-binding domain-containing protein 5-like. The transcript has 12 exons. Gene Ontology annotation, molecular function: fatty-acyl-CoA binding. The record is from RefSeq and is a predicted model, not a curated record. Bases 40 to 1752 code for a protein of 570 amino acids. Gene Ontology annotation, biological process: autophagy of peroxisome; fatty acid metabolic process. NCBI's taxonomy places the organism in Eukaryota, Metazoa, Mollusca, Bivalvia, Ostreida, Ostreidae.
AAUGUGCAUUGGAAGUCACAUGACCCCGUGUUGUUCAAAAUGGCGAAUACAGAAAAGGAGAAAUUUGACGCUGCUGUAAAAGUUAUACACAGUUUACCCAAAGAUGGUCCUUUUCAGCCAUCGUAUGAUAUGAUGUUGAGCUUUUACAGUUAUUACAAACAAGCAACUGAAGGAAAAUGUACAAGACCAAAACCAUGGACUUGGGACAUUGUCAACAAAAAGAAAUGGGAUGCAUGGACAAAACUAGGAGAUAUGCCUAGAGAAGAAGCAAUGGUAAAAUAUGUAGAAGAACUAAAAAAGACUAUCAAACAUUUCACUGAGAAGGGGUUGGCAAUGAAAGAACAGGGGGACCCCAGGAUUGUUGAGGCUAUGCCCCAGAAUGAGGAGGUUCGAGACUUUAUGGAAAAAUUGGGCAGUUUUUAUGAGAUAGUGGAUGAGGACUCCCCAGUUCCCAAACCACCAGCAGAAAACCACCAACCUCAGGAAGAAAAUGGCAUUCCAUCUGACAACGAAUCAACAGAGGGUAAAACCCCACUGGAAAUAUUUGACCAUUCACAAAUGGUAGACACUGUUUUAAAGAAAAGUGAGGAUAUAAACAACAUUCUUAACCAAUCAGAGGAAGUUUUACAAAAUGGUUUGGAUGAGGAGGAAGAGGAUGAAAAUGAUAAUUCCACGGAUGUUAGUGAACAACCCAUUGCAGUCAGCACAAAGGUACUUGAAGAGAAAAGGGACCUAGUCACCAUGAAUGGAGACCAUAUACAUAUCACUGAGAGUAGGCUGACAGUAGAAGCUCAUCCACAGAGGGGAAAUAAACCUCCUGGGAACCAAGAUAACCAAGUCAGACACCAAUCUCCAUCCAGAGACCGCAGGACCCACAGGAACAGACACCCAGUGUCUGGGGACCAUCUGACAAGUGAGACGGAGAGUGAGGAAGAAUUCUGUGAUACCUCAGACCAGCCAUCACAGGAUGAAACAGAUGCUGUAGGAAUCAAUCCAACAAUGGCAAACUCUACACCUUUAAAGUCUGGAGGAAACAUAGGUAAUCACAUUCCAUUUGGAUCUCAUGAGCACAAUUUUUCCUCCCUUCCCUUCACUCCCACCAAAGGUCGGCUUUUAGGCUUUGGUAACAGUGGUCGAGGUAUGACAGACAGUCUUCUAGUCCAUGCACCAGGACAGGAUACAAUGAACCUCUCCUAUAAUAGCAGUAGUAAGGAUGAAGAUCACUCUGCUGGUAGGCGGGAUAUCAAUUUUAAUUCAUCAUAUCUGCAGGACUAUGACAAAGAUGUCCGUGUGGUGGGAGGCGGGGAUAUGUCUCCUCCAGGAGGUUAUUCUCAAGAUGAAGGUCGACCAGUGAGAGUACAGAAUGUUGGAGGAAGAGAAAUGGGAGCUAGACAAAACCAGCAGGGUGGUUCUUCAGGAUCUCAGGGUUAUCAUGGGAUGGGUGGAGGAGGAGGAAGGGAUAACGAGGGAUUUCCUGAUGGGGCCUCCUCAGGGAGCAUAGAGGCUCAAAUGGCAUUAGCUCUUGUCCGUUUACAACAAGAUAUGAAUAAUGUAAUGGAGAGAGUCAACAACCUAGAGCGAGCUCAAAGGGAUCAGGGUAGAAAUGAAAGUCAGAAUAAAGACAAAAAGACAUCCCAGUGGUGGCCUUUUGAUUUUAACAGAAGAUCUCUGUUUGCGCUUCUAGUCUGGCCUCUUGUUGUACACUGGAUACUACUUAAGUUAUUUCAUAGGAGGAAACACAGACCACAAUGAUUUUCUGAAGCUCCAAUCAAUUAUCUGUGAUUUUUCAUUAUUUAAACGUUAUGUUAUUUUGUGUUUUAAAACUGAUUAAUUCCUGAUAUGAGACAGUGUUUUAUGUCAUUUUAUGUUAAACUUGGCAUUAUAUUAAAAUGUAAAAUCUAACAUAAUUGUCUU